AGAUAACAGCUCUGAGUCUUCUCCUAUAACGCCUGAUGAGGUUGGAGAAUACAUGGCGAGGGAUCUGAGACCGUUCCUCCAUACAGAAUCACUCCAGAUCCUUCACAUUUUGAGAUCCACGCUGGAAAUUAUUGUGUAAAACAAUAACAUGGAUAACAUCAACAACUUGAUGUUGGACACAGGCGUAGUCCUUUCCCUUCAUUCCAUUCUAGAUAAUAUGAGUACCAACCUUUUUAUUCUUAGCUGUUUUCCUGUUGGGUGUGCGUGAAGAGCAAGGCGGAAACUGUGCCUCUAAAUUUCCAUAGAACUGCUUCAACUCGUUCUGACUACAACUGAAAGCAAUCCUGUCAUCACACAGCACUCGAGACAGGGAAGGCUGAGAGACGAGCUGCGGUUCAUAAUGCUUGUAAAUCCUUAAGUGCUCAGAUAUAGACUGGGUUCAGUUGUGAUUUACAGACAGCAGUGAAUUUUAGGAUGACUCUGAUACCUGUUUGACCUGAUGCCCAGUGCAACCUGCAAAGAAUAGACAAUGGGUGCCUUAAUUAUAAUCCUGCAAGUAACUCUACUCCUCUCCAGUGUCGGCUUCACCGAAUCCUCUGAGCUUCUGCAAUGCUUUAACGAUUAUGACACCGAGCUAAAGUGCAGUUUGACCGUGGAUGAUCCCGACAGCUGUUCCAAAAACAAACUCAAUGCUUCAAUAAUCUUCACUAAUAACAGGAUGUAUACCUGCCAUUUUGAUGAAAUCCGACACGGUGCGUGUGAAUGCAGAAUCCAAGUGGCAGGGUUUGUCAUUACGGAGACAUUCACGGUAAACGUGUCGAAAGGAGACGAGAUUUGGCACACAGAGACGAUCAAUACUGAAGAAAGCAUCAAGCCUAGAAGACCGAUCAUCACGUCAGUCAUUCAGAACAUAAACGGAGACUUUCUCAUUAGCUUGAACACCACCUACAUGAAGAAACCUUUCUCUGACUCACUGAUUGUAGAGCUCACGUACGGCAUUGCUGGAAGCAAUGAUUUCGUGACACAGAUUUUGGCAGUUGGUCAGACUACAUAUGAGAUUGUGGGCAGGAACCUACAACCUAAUUCCAGAUAUACUUUGAGAGCGAGAGUGAAAUCGAACUACCCUCCUAGUAAGACAUUCAGUGACUACAGUGAAGCACAUGUGCUCAAAACACCACUAUCGUUACAAAACCUUCUCAAGAUAAUAAUCCCCAUCUUAUGUCUCAUUCUGACCAUUUGUGUAUGUUCAAUCUACUUCUGGUUCAACAGAGUCCUAAAACCAUGGUGGGACAAGAUUCCUACUCCGAAAUUUUCUACGAAUUUUGUAAAACAGGUCCCACAGUUUCUGUCAUUUCAAAACGAGUUCUCGUCUGUCAGUCUUGAACCAACAGCAAACCACAAGACAACAUGUGUGGAAUCUUCUCAAGUCCAGUGUAAAGACAGUCAAUAUAGCAUCAGUCUCGGAAAAGACGUCGAUUCGGCGCCACUGAUCUGCUCCAUGACAGACUACCAGAGCGUGGACCAGAACAGCUCUGAAGAUGUUCGGUGUGGGCUUGAUAAGGAAAACCAAUCUACAACCCUCAACCAAUUGAAUGAAAUCAGCAAUAGGACAUAUUCACCAUCAAACUCCAGCAGCUCGUACUUUUUUAAACAGCCAGUUGCAAACAUUUAUCCGAGUGAGAACUUCCUGGUGUCGUCUAAGAACCUGGACCCAAUGAUACAGACAGAUUUUCAGUACAGCGUGUUGAGCCAUUGUACAGACUCAGGAAUCUCCGAACUGAUUCAUAUCAUGCCCCCCAAGAACGAGACAGCUGUGGUUCUUGGAUAUCAGAGCUUGGAUGACCAGGAUGGUCUUAUCUCUUGUGACGAUCCGAUUAUAGAGAAGCCAUUUAGCAUUAAGGAACUACAGGAUGUUCCGUUUUCCGUCUGUGAAAGCAUCAUUAUCCCAAUGGACGAGGAUUAUCAAUCUUUUUAAUCAAGUGUAACCUGAUAUAAUUAUAAUAAUUAUAAUGAAAUGUCACCUUGGUUUAAGAAAAGUGUUCUAACCAGACACUGCUAUACACCUCUGUAGAUAUGUUUACAUUAUGAUAUAAAGUCUUGUGGGUU
This is a messenger RNA of Ictalurus furcatus (blue catfish), 2106 nucleotides long. RefSeq lists its product as uncharacterized. The transcript has 10 exons. Gene Ontology annotation, molecular function: cytokine receptor activity; protein binding. Lineage: Eukaryota; Metazoa; Chordata; Actinopteri; Siluriformes; Ictaluridae. The record is from RefSeq and is a predicted model, not a curated record. Bases 530 to 1975 code for a protein of 481 amino acids. Gene Ontology annotation, cellular component: external side of plasma membrane; membrane. Gene Ontology annotation, biological process: immunoglobulin mediated immune response; cytokine-mediated signaling pathway; production of molecular mediator involved in inflammatory response.